UCGUCUGAGCCUGUGUAGUGGGCUCUCGAGGCUGUCACAUGGUAAUUGUUUUCUGGGCGGUGCCGAGAUGCCUGUAAAAGAGUAAAAAAAUGUCUUCUUUGCGUGAUGGUAAAAAGCUUGUUCGGUCGCCCAGCGGCCUUCGGAUGGUCCCGGAGAAUGAAGCAUUUUAUAGCCCUUUCUCCUUGGAUGAACCUCAGUGGGUGCCAGAUAAGGAGUGCCCAAGGUGCAUGCAGUGUGAUGCAAAAUUUGAUUUCAUAAUAAGAAAGCAUCACUGCAGAAGGUGUGGCAGAUGUUUCUGCGACAAGUGUUGUAGUAAGAAAGUGCUUCUGCCUCGUAUGUGCUUUGUAGACCCAGUCCGUCAGUGUGCAGAAUGUGGGCUUAUAUCACAGAAAGAAAUGGAAUUUUAUGACAAGCAGCUGAAAGUACUUAUGAAUGGUGCCACAUUUCUUGUAAGCUGGGAAUCUUCAGAAAAAUCUGAGAAAACUGUUUGUCGAUUAUCCAAUAAUCACAGGUCUCUCUUUCUGGAUGGCGAAAACCAUUAUGAAGUUGAAUUUUCUCGUAUAUCAUCUGUCCAGAUACUUACAGAUGGCUUCACCCCUGGAGAAAAAGAUAUUCACACUUACACAAGUCUGUUGGAGAGCCCAUACAUUAUUGAAGGUGGUAAUAGUCGUGCAACAGGCAUGUUAAUUCUUUAUGGGACAACUGGUAAAGAGGAACAGCAGCAACUGAAACUCACUGCAACUGAUGAUUAUAAUGGCAACCGGAAGCUAUCUGUCACUUGGUUAUCAGCUAUGCACAAGGCAGUGAAACUCAUGUACGAGUCAAGAGAUCAGUAAAUCUGGAAAAGGCACUCAUGCUUGAAGCUAGGAGCUCACUAGUAUUUGAAUGGGAAAUAACGAAGACCAGCUCCAAGACACAGACCCUGGUUUUAUUGCCUGUAUGGCACACAACACUUUUAUAUUUUUUCUAUUUUCUGAAAUGUGUUUGGUAAUUAUUUUAUAAAUGCUGUUGAAAUAUUUUGGAGCCAUAAGUAUUGAUUUAAUAUAUAUGCAGCAAUGAGAGUUUAAUGUUUUAAGCAAUUUUUAUUUCAAAAUAUAAAUGUCAUCUACUUUACAGGUCAAAGACUGUGGUCAGUCAUAUCAUAUCCAGUUCAUUGCAGAUGUUCCAAAUCUUUUUAAAUUAAUUCUGUUAUUUUAUAUUUAGAAACAGUGGUUGGUUGAUUGUAUAAGUUCAAGCUAUAACAGAAAGGUCCCAUUUACUGUGUUGUAUUGCUAUUUUAAAGUAUAACUUACAAAGCAACUGAAGUACCACUACAGCUGAUUUGUGAGUUACUCCUGUGCCUGUCUACAAAGCACCAUUAAACUGGAGUAAAUCACAGUAAGAGCAAGCUUUUAUCAUCUGGCUUACCAGCUGCACCAUUCGAAGACAGAGAGUACUGACUUUGAAGUUCUUUAUCAAAGGCCUACUGAAAGUCCAUUUAUGUUUUUUCUAGCCAUGCUUCCUUUGUUGAAUUAUGACACUGUAAAGUAAAACAGUCACGAUAAAA
This is a messenger RNA of Protopterus annectens (West African lungfish), 1546 nucleotides long. RefSeq names its product zinc finger FYVE-type containing 21 (gene ZFYVE21). The record is from RefSeq and is a predicted model, not a curated record. Gene Ontology annotation, molecular function: metal ion binding. NCBI's taxonomy places the organism in Eukaryota, Metazoa, Chordata, Ceratodontiformes, Protopteridae. The transcript is spliced from 8 exons. Bases 90 to 836 code for a protein of 248 amino acids.